This is a messenger RNA of Trichophyton benhamiae CBS 112371, 1014 nucleotides long. RefSeq lists its product as uncharacterized. The record is from RefSeq and is a predicted model, not a curated record. Lineage: Eukaryota; Fungi; Ascomycota; Eurotiomycetes; Onygenales; Arthrodermataceae. Bases 1 to 1014 code for a protein of 337 amino acids. The transcript is spliced from 3 exons.
AUGGUUGUCUCCAAGGUUGAUAUGUUCACGGAGAUCUAUCUAAACCAUGCAAAUGAAACUAUCAAGCGCAUGGUUGCAAAGAACGAGAUCCAUAGGAUCUCGAGAAAGAAAAUUGAGCUCCAGAUCUUGGAGGGAAUCGACAAUUCAGAGUUCCCUACUACUUUCCGGAUCAUCUUCUACUCGAUGGUCUUGCAUACCAACACAUUCGACAUCUACUGGUUUGGCCAGCAGUUCCUCCAUAGCCUGCCAGACUCAUCAAUCACCCAGUUGAAGCCCAAGAUGUCCCUCCUCCAUGAUCUCGAAGGCACUACUACCGUUGACUCCCUUACAUCCAUAUCCAGUGAGGAGUCCGAAGCCUCAGACGCUGCAGAAAGCGAAGAAGACCUUCCGAAUGAUAAUCCUGGCUGUGCUACAUCUGAUCCAACCACAGCCCCAUCUUUUUCAUCAAUUAACAAGGAGCUUGUUAACGUUGAGCCGACCGAUGUCGAGAGUCCUCAUCAUGAAGAGCCUUCCUUUCAUCCCUCUAGCCCACCUUCAUGCUCAACUUAUCCCACCCCCAAUACAACCCCUGUUCAGAAAAAGAGCCUCACCGUCGAUCACAUGGAUGAAACAGAAGACGAAGAUGACUGCGACUAUGCAGCGCAAGCAACAGAUUUUGUGGUGAAUGAUCCACUAGACGAUGAGGACUAUUUUGACUCAUCUUAUUCUGACGAUUCAGUGGUCACGGCAUUCGGUGUACAAAUCAGUGGUCCAAGACAAGUCCGUACACCAGCCAUCUUUACUGUCCCAAAGCCCGGUAUAUUAAAGUCAACAGGCCCUGCGAACAACAAUCGAGGUAGUGGUCCUAAGAAACAGACACCGACCCGCCCCAUUGGAGCGUCCAAAGCCAAGACAGGCGAAAAGAAAGGAACAAGUGACAAAACAGGCGCCGGUAUCAGCAAGGCGAAAAAGGGCAAAGGAGCUGGCCCGAAAGAGAAAGGAAACAAAAAGGCAAAAGAAGUUGAUCUAGCCUGA